AUGUCUUUCUUGAGAAACUGGUUCGGUACCUCCACCACCGCUCCUGAGGUUCAGAAGGAUCAAAAGGAGCCAGUCCGCGCUCUACCCGCGUCAUGGUAUACCUCACAGGAGAUGUAUGAGCUGGAGCGUCGCUCCAUCUUCUCUCGCAAGUGGCUUCUCACCACUCACAAGCACCGCGUUCCUAACGCCGGUGACUGGGUCGAGUACGAUGCUGCCGGCUUCAAGUUCAUCGUCUCCAGAGACGGUAACGGUCAGAUCAAGGCCUAUCUACACGACACCAGCUUGACCCCCGUGCAUGUUCACAUAGAUCGCAACGAUUUCAUCUGGGUCAACCUGGACUCCAGUGAGACUCCCGAAGUUGCCUGGGAGGAUGACUUCAAGGGCGUCGAUGAGCAGCCCCGUUUCGAUUAUUACAAUUUCGACGAGUACAACUUUGACCACACAUGGGACAUGGAAGGGGACUUUAAUUGGAAGAUCCUGGCCGACAACUACAACGAGUGCUACCAUUGCCAGGUUGCUCAUCCUGAUAUUCCCACGAUUGCCGAUCUCCACUCCUACUACGUCAAGACCAAAGAUGGCCACAUUCAGCACUAUGGGGCUCAACGUCAAGACCAGAUCGACAAGGGUUUCCGCAUCGCAACAACCUAUUUCUGGCCCAAUGCCUCUUGCAAUGUCUCUCCACACUUUUUCUUCAUGCAGCGCUUCACUCCCAUGGGUCCCACCAAGUCCGUGAUGCGCUACGAAGUCUACCGACACAAGGAUGCUACUGAUGAGCAGUUUGAGCUCAUCAGCAACAUGUACAAGCGUAUCAUGUCCGAGGACAAGUAUCUGUGCAUCCACACGCAGAAGAAUCUCAACGCCGGUGUCUUUGUCAAUGGUCUCCUCCACCCGGAGAUGGAGAAGGGACCCCUGCACUUCCAGAGCACAGUCCGAGAAGUUGUAACGGAACACUUCAACAAGGAGGAAGCUGCUGGACACCAAAUCUGCCCUGCCAAAAUUGAAACCCCCAACGUCGAUGAGAUUGCCCUUCGCACGGGUAACAGCACCUACACAGACACGGAUCACAUGCAGGAUUCGCUCACGGGUGGUUUUGCUCCAGCAAUUGUUGUUUGA
This is a messenger RNA of Penicillium oxalicum, 1113 nucleotides long. RefSeq names its product aromatic ring-hydroxylating oxygenase subunit alpha. The transcript is spliced from 2 exons. The record is from RefSeq and is a predicted model, not a curated record. The coding region runs from base 1 to 1113 and encodes 370 amino acids. Lineage: Eukaryota; Fungi; Ascomycota; Eurotiomycetes; Eurotiales; Aspergillaceae. Gene Ontology annotation, molecular function: iron ion binding; 2 iron, 2 sulfur cluster binding.